Parus major (Great Tit) is the source of this 4743-nucleotide messenger RNA. It is a transcript of the gene PIK3C2B, whose product is annotated as phosphatidylinositol-4-phosphate 3-kinase catalytic subunit type 2 beta. Gene Ontology annotation, molecular function: 1-phosphatidylinositol-3-kinase activity; 1-phosphatidylinositol-4-phosphate 3-kinase activity; phosphatidylinositol binding. Bases 86 to 4219 code for a protein of 1377 amino acids. Gene Ontology annotation, cellular component: cytoplasm; plasma membrane; phosphatidylinositol 3-kinase complex. The transcript is spliced from 26 exons. Gene Ontology annotation, biological process: cell migration; phosphatidylinositol-mediated signaling; phosphatidylinositol 3-kinase/protein kinase B signal transduction. Lineage: Eukaryota; Metazoa; Chordata; Aves; Passeriformes; Paridae. The record is from RefSeq and is a predicted model, not a curated record.
GCAUCCCCGGCCCCGCCGCCGCCGCCGCUCGGAGCAGGAGGCCAGAGCAGCAGGAUGCCGUUCUCCUGACCCCGAUCCCGGCAGGAUGUCGGGCCCACGCGGCCCCGGCGAGCAGUGGCCGGCGCUGGAGUCGGUGGGGCUGAGCCGCAAGGAGCUGGCGCUGGCCGAGGCGCUGCAGAUGGAAUACGACGCCUUAUCCCGGCUCCGCCAGGACAAGGAGGAGAGCCGGGCCAGGAAGGAGCAGCUCCGGGAGCGUUCCCUCAUCUCCUGGGAUGACCCCGUGGACAGGAACGGCUGCGCCGGCAUCAAAGCGGCGCGGGGGCUCUCGGGCUCCGACCCCACACUCAGCUACAAUGUCCCCGCUGUCCCCGAGGGUCCCCAAGCGCCACCCGGGCCCGGCCCGGCCCGGCCGGAGCCGCAGCCGUGGCGGAAGGGCCCCCUGAGCGGGGAUUACCUGUUCAUCUUUGAGGGCUCACAGCGGGAUUUCCUUGGGGAGCCCCUCAACGGCUCCGAGCCCCACAACGGUGGCGGUUCCCCCAAAAAGCUCUCUCCGCCGCCGCUGCCGCCGCGGCACCCGCUGUGGGGCUGUCCCGAGGGCGGCCAGCGCUCGGGGAAGGCGUCCCCACUGUCCCCCAAGGGCCAGGGCCAGCCCAGGGACAUCAACAUGUUCUCGGUGGCUCAGGACAAGCUUUUGGGGCGCCGCAUCUCCCAGGAGGAUCCCUACGGCGUGGACGCCAUCACCUGCCUCAACCUCAAGUCCACCUACGAGUCUGAGGUGCUGAGGGAAGCUUCCCGGGGCUGGAAGGAAGGCAGGAGCAUCCUGGAGAAGGAAUCCAGCGGGAAGCCGGUGGCACGGAGCAAGACCAUGCCCCCCCAGGUGCCCCCGCGCACCUACGGACCCCGCGUGGGCAACAGGAAGAACCUGGCGCCCAACAGGAACCGCAGGAUCUCCGUGGAGCCGGUGGCCCCCCGGCCGCACUCCUUGGCCAACGGCUACGAGCUCUUCGAGGUGUCUGAGGAGCGGGACGAGGAGGUGGCGGCGUUCUGUCACAUGCUGGAUGUGCUGCGCUCCAGCUCCAGCACCAAGGAUUAUUCCGGGACGGGGCUGGUGUGGAACGCGGUGAACCUGAGCGCGGAGCAGCCGGGCGCCGGCGUCAGCCUGAAGGUGACGGUGGUGUGCGACAGCCUGAGGGAGCCGCUGACCUUCACCUGCGACUGCUCCUCCACCGUGGACCUGCUGAUUUACCAGGCCCUGUGCUACACCCACGACGAGCUGCACGCCGUGGACGUCGAGGAUUUCCUGCUCAAAAUCUGCGGCCUGGAGGAAUUCCUGCAGAACAAACACACGCUGGGCAGCCACGAGCACAUCCAGCACUGCAGGAAAUUCGACAUCGACAUCCGGCUGCAGCUGCUGCGGAGGAAGGGAGCGCGCAGCGAGCUGGCCCGCACGGCCAGCGAUGACCAGAGCCCCUCCACCCUCAACCACCACAUCCACCUGCAGGAGCGGCCCCUCAAACAGACCAUCAGCAGAUCCGCCUUUCCCGCAGAGAGGAUCGUGGAGAGCCUGACGGCCGCCAUCCUCAACCUGGUGGAGCUCUACUGCAGCACCUUCAACGCGGAUUUCCAGACGGCCGCGCCCGGGAGCCGCGAGCUGGGCGCGGCGCAGGAGGCGAGGCUGCUCACCUGCCCGCUGGCCUUCACCGUCUACGCCACCCACCGCAUCCCCAUCACCUGGGCCGCCAGUUGGGGUCACAGGGGUGCCACCUCCUCACCCUCCCUGACCCUGUCCCCGUGUCCCCGCAGGCUGACAGACGCGGACCGGCAGCGGCUGUGGGAGAAGCGCUGCCACUGCCACGCGUCCCCCGGCGCCCUGCCCAUGCUGCUGGCCAGUGCCCCCAGCUGGGACUGGGGCUGCCUGCCCGACAUCUACGCCCUGCUCAGCCAGUGGACCUCCAUGAGCCACCAGGACGCCCUGGGGCUGCUGCACGCCACGUUCCCAGACCAGGAGGUGAGGAGGACGGCCGUGCAGUGGAUUGACUCCAUCUCGGACACGGAGCUGCUGGAUUACCUGCCCCAGCUGGUCCAGGCCCUGAAGUACGAGUGCUACCUGGACAGCCCCCUGGUGCGCUUCCUCAUGAAGAGAGCCAUUUGUGACCUGAAGAUCACCCACUACUUCUUCUGGCUGCUGAAGGAUGGCCUCAAGGACUCGCAGUUCAGCAUCCGGUACCAGUACCUGCUGGCAGCGCUGCUGUGCUGCUGCGGGAAGGGGCUGCGGGAGGAGUUUGACCGGCAGUGCCUGUUGGUCAACACGCUGGCCAGGCUGGCGCAGCAGGUCCGGGACGCCGCCCCAUCCGCCCGCCAGGGCAUCCUGCGCGAGGGGCUGGAGGACGUGGCGCAGUUCUUCAAGGCCCACGGCUCGUGCCGGCUGCCGCUCAGCCCCAGCCUGCUGGUCAAGGGCAUCGUGCCCCGGGACUGCUCCUACUUCAACUCCAACGCCGUCCCGUUGAAGCUCUCCUUCCAGAACGUGGAUCCGCUCGGGGAGAACAUCCGCGUCAUCUUCAAGUGUGGCGAUGACCUGCGGCAGGACAUGCUGACGCUGCAGAUGAUCCGCAUCAUGAACAAGAUCUGGGUGCAGGAGGGGCUGGACAUGCGCAUGGUCAUCUUCCGCUGCUUCUCCACCGGCCGUGGGAGAGGCAUGGUGGAGAUGAUCCCCAACGCCGAGACCCUGCGGAAGAUCCAGGUGGAGCACGGCGUGACCGGCUCCUUCAAGGACCGGCCACUGGCAGACUGGCUGCAGAAACACAACCCCAAAGAGGAUGAGUAUGAGAAGGCCGUGGAAAACUUCAUCUACUCCUGCGCCGGCUGCUGCGUGGCCACCUACGUGCUGGGCAUCUGUGACAGGCACAACGACAACAUCAUGCUCAAGACCACGGGCCACAUGUUCCACAUCGAUUUCGGCAGGUUCCUGGGCCACGCCCAGAUGUUCGGCAACAUCAAGAGGGACCGGGCGCCGUUCGUCUUCACCUCGGACAUGGCGUACGUCAUCAACGGUGGGGACAAGCCCUCCAGCCGCUUCCACGACUUCGUGGACCUCUGCUGCCAGGCCUACAACCUGAUCCGCAAGCACACCCACCUCUUCCUCAACCUGCUGGGGCUGAUGCUGUCCUGUGGCAUCCCCGAGCUCUCCGACCUGGAGGACCUCAAGUACGUCUACGACGCUCUGAGGCCGCAGGACUCCGAUGCCGAUGCCACCACCUACUUCACCAGGUUGAUCGAGUCCAGCCUGGGGAGCGUGGCCACCAAGCUCAACUUCUUCAUCCACAACCUGGCGCAGAUGAAGUUCACGGCCUCGGACGCCCGGCCCACGCUGUCUUUCGCCCCCCGCACGCACACCCUCAAAACGUCCGGCCGGAUCCGCGACGUCUUCCUCUGCCGCCACGAGAGGGUCUUCAACCCCAGCAAGGGCUACACCUACGUGGUGAAGGUGCAGAGGGACAACCCGAGCGAGGUGACCUUCGUGCAGCGCACCUUCGAGGAGUUCCAGGAGCUGCACAACAAACUGCGCCUCCUCUUCCCCUCCUCGCUGCUGCCCAGCUUCCCCAGCAGGUUCGUCAUCGGGCGCCCGCGGGGCGAGGCGGUGGCCGAGCGGCGCAAGGAGGAGCUCAACGGCUACAUCUGGCACCUGAUCCACGCCGCCCCCGAGGUGGCAGAGUGUGACCUCAUCUACACCUUCUUCCACCCCCUGCCCCGGGAUGAGAAGGCAGCUGGAACCAACCUGACCCCGAAGCCGGCAGACGCCACAUGGGCUCGCUCCCUGGGCAAGGUCGGCGGGGAGGUGAAGCUCUCCAUCUCCUACAAGAACAACAAGCUCUUCAUCAUGGUGAUGCACAUCCGAGGGCUGCCACCCCUGCAGGACGGCAACGACCCCGACCCCUACGUCAAGACCUACCUGCUGCCCGACCCCCAAAAAACCACCAAGAGGAAAACCAAAGUGGCCCGAAAAACCUGCAACCCCACCUACAACGAGAUGCUGGUGUACGACGGGAUCCCCCGGGGGGACCUGGAGCAGCGGGAGCUGCGGCUGAGCGUGCUGAGCGAGGAGGGAUUUUGGGAGAACAUCCUGCUGGGGGAGGUGGGAAUUCGCCUCCGCGACUUGGACCUGGCCCAGGAGAAGAUGGGCUGGUUCGCCCUGGGCUCCCGCGGCCACGGCACCCUCUGAGUCCCCCCCUCCCACCCCGGGACCCCCGGGUGUGUCCCCAAAAGGGCGCUGCCCAGGUGGCUUCUUUUUUAAGUUUACCUUGUGUCAAGGGAGCAACGCGGGGCGGGAGGGGCGUGGGGCGGUUCGGGGGUUAUUUCUUCCUUUGGGAUAUCCGUAUUUUAAUUUUUUUUUAAUAACGAGUAGCGUGAGCACCGGUGGAGGGGGAGGUGGCACGGGGGGUGGGGAGGGGUUGGGGGGUGUGUGGACCUCCCCAGCCCAGGAAUCGGGCAAUUCCCACCGCGGGGAAUUCGCUCCCAAAGGAGAGCGGCGUGGCGGGGUGCCCGUCCCGUGUGGCUGCCGGCCACCUCUGCUGUCCCCUUGCCCUGGGGACAUCCGUGUCCUCCCCGCCUGCCACCCGGCUCCGGGUGCGGGCUUGGUGCCUGUGGUGCUUUGUUUACAGCGACAGCUCCGUAAACGGACGAAAUGUUUCUCAGGAUCGAGAAUAAUUAACUUUAACCUUUAUAUUAAAAGUUUUAAAUAUUGGA